AUGAAUAGUGGACAAGGAUAUCGCUUAGCCGAUCGCGCUAGAUAUUCGUCUCAGACAUCAACUUCUGCUUUACCUAAAAGUGCAGAUAUUGUGAUCAUCGGUGGUGGUAUUAUCGGUACACUGGCAGCGGUUUACUUAGCAAAUAGAAUCCCUGGUAGCUCUAUGUGCAUUAUCGAAAGAGAUUUGUCAUAUACCUAUGCUUCCACGGUUCUAUCUGCUGGGUCACUACGUGUCCAGUAUUCUAUUCCGGAAAAUAUUUACAUGUCAGUUGAAAGCUUUAAAUUUUUGAAAGAUAUUGGUACUCAUUUACAAGUUGAAGGUGAUGACCCACCUGAUAUACAAUUGAUAGAAAAGGGCUUUCUAUUUUUGGCUCCAGAGAAAAUGGUACCUCUAAUUACGACAUACAAAGGAAUUCAUGAAAAAUUAGGCAUACCAACGGAAAUAUUGCAGCCGUCUGAAAUAAAAGAAAGAUACCCAUGGCUCAAUCUCGAUGAUAUAGUCUUAGGCUCAUAUGGAUGUGAUUAUGAAGCGAUGUUCGACCCGUGGGCAUACUUAAUGUGUGCAAAAAAGAAAGCUCAAUCUAUGGGUGUACGUUAUAUUGAAGCUGAAGUAAAAGGAAUGGAAAGAAAUGGAAAUCGUAUAGAUAAUGUUUCGGUUGUAACAACCCAAGGAGAAAGAGCAACGAUAAAUUGUGGCUCAGUCAUUAAUGCUGCUGGUGCUUGGUCGAGCGGAGUAGCUAAACUUGCUGGUAUAGGAGCUGAAGGUGCCCCUCCAGAUCUGAAAACUCCAUUACCAGUGGAACCAUUUGCGAGAUACGGUUACGUAUUCGAGUGCCGUGAUGGACCUGUAGACACUCCAGCUGUUGUUGUUGAUGGAGUAACUGGUGUCGCUUUCCGUCGAGAAACGUCAGGUUUAUUUGCUGCAAGCGCAAUCCAAGCAAGUCGUAAAUUUUACUAUUUAAUGCGUUCAGGUAAAGAUAAAGAUAGUUCCAAGCUAGAAGUAGACUAUGAUUUCUUUGACGAGGGAGUGUGGCCUGGAUUAGCAACAAGAUGUGACGCAUUUAAUGGCUUAAAGUUAGUAUCUGCAUGGGCUGGCUAUUAUGAAAUAAACACACUGGAUAAUAAUGCGAUAAUAGGGCCGCAUCCCGCCAUUCCUAAUUUUUAUUUCUCUACGGGUUACAGUGGACACGGCUUACAGCAUAGUCCUGCAGCUGGUCGUGCUAUUAGCGAAUUAAUCCUAGAUGGAAAAUUUACAACAAUGGAUUUAUCAAAAUUUUCCUUCGACCGAAUAAUUCGCAAUGAACCUUAUAAGGAAUUAGCAAUGAUUUAG
Molecule: messenger RNA, 1329 nt
Organism: Trichoplax adhaerens
Lineage: Eukaryota; Metazoa; Placozoa; Uniplacotomia; Trichoplacea; Trichoplacidae
Exons: 7
Coding region: 1-1329 (442 amino acids)
Cellular component (GO): cytoplasm
Molecular function (GO): oxidoreductase activity
Source: RefSeq, a predicted model, not a curated record